Messenger RNA from Branchiostoma floridae (Florida lancelet), 7843 nucleotides. Its product is annotated as titin-like. Lineage: Eukaryota; Metazoa; Chordata; Leptocardii; Amphioxiformes; Branchiostomatidae. Gene Ontology annotation, cellular component: cytoplasm; focal adhesion; cell-cell junction. The record is from RefSeq and is a predicted model, not a curated record. The transcript is spliced from 11 exons. Bases 568 to 7497 code for a protein of 2309 amino acids. Gene Ontology annotation, biological process: cell-cell adhesion; positive regulation of substrate adhesion-dependent cell spreading; positive regulation of integrin-mediated signaling pathway.
GGCUUCUCCUCGUUUCUUGGUGAUGGUGAAAUUGUAGGACUGUAUAUUGAUUUAGUAAUAGUCGGUUUAUCAAGACGCAUGAGGAAUAUGAAUUUGUCAGUGCUACUCAUAUGUCUAAAUUGAGGAAAUGUACCUUCUAUAUAACUGAAUAGAGUGUUGCUAUCGUUAACAUACUUAGUCCAGUCAGCGACGAAGUGUGCUUCAUCUUCCACCAAGUUUAAGGCGCACAAAUAAAAUUGACAAACUCUUUGUUCUAGAGGACGCACCCGUAGACUAUUCUGCACGUACGCCCACUCAGUUCGGCUUCUAUGUGAAACUAGGUCAUCUGACACCACCUUGUAUAAGCAGUAACCAUUCUAUCAUUUCCUUCUUAUGUUCUAUUACUACAUUAUACUUAAAUGUGAAAAACGAUCAUCACAACACUUGCAUGCAUGUUGGCUGACCCAGAUGAUAAACGUAUAACGUGUAAUAUUUCAUUCAAUGACUGGGUGUUUUCGAUUCUUCUUCGAUUAAAUUCCUGUCCGUGUUUUCAGCCCUCCAGCGUUUGUCAGCCUCUGAAUAGUACCGAUGCCGAAUCUGCUCGACCGGCUAAACGAACAAGUAGAUCGGCUCAAAGAGUUGGAAGAGGAUCACGACGAUCUUCUGUUUGCCUAUAACGAACUCCACACCAAGCUUGAGGACGAGGUACCUGGGGACUCUGACGUCAACACAAAGCUAGAGAAGCUCGUAGAAACCAAGAAAGCUCUUGAGAGCCAAACAGAGUACCUGAAGAAGAGACUUAAAGAACUAGAAAAUUCUCUGAAGAAGGCGGAAGCAAUGGAUCUGGAUAAAAUCAGCGAUAUCGGCAAGACCCUUCUCCAGUCAGUCCCGAAACCUGAUACAGAACCCGCCUUGAAUGGUCCUGAAAGCAAGCCAAAUGGGGAGCCUGCCCCGACAUCUAAACCUUCUGACGACCCUACUCAAUCUUCUCCAGAAAAAGCACCGACUCCCUCAGAACCUACGGGAGACAAUGAGCCUACGCCAGCCAAACCAGGAGAAGAACCUGCACCCACGAAGCCAACAGAGGAACCUGCGCCCACUGCACCAACAGACAAGCCUACACCAACGUCACCCGCAGACAAGCCUGCACCAACUGCACCCACAGACAAGCCUGUACCAACUGCACCAACAGACAAGCCUGCCCCGACUGCACCCGCAGACAAGCCUGCACCAACUGCACCUGCGGACAAGCCUGCACCAACUGCACCAACAGACAAGCCUGCACCAGCUGAACCCGCAGACAAGCCUGCACCAGCUGAACCCGCAGACAAGCCUGCACCAACUGCACCUGCGGACAAGCCUGCACCAACUGCACCAACAGACAAGCCUGCACCAACUGCACCAACAGACAAGCCUGCGCCAACUGCACCCGCAGACAAGCCUGCACCAACUGCGCCAACAGACAAACCUGCGCCAGCUGCACCCACAGACAGGCCUGCAUCAACUGCACCAACAGACAAGCCUGCACCAACUGCACCAACAGACAAGUCUGCACCAACUGAACCAAUUUCGCCAACAGACAAGCCUGCACCAACUGAACCAACUGAACCAAUUGCGCCAACAGAUAAGCCUGCGCCAACAGACAAGCCUGCACCAACAGACAGGCCUGCACCAACUGAACCAACUUCACCCACAGACAAGCCUGCACCAACUGCACCCACAGACAAACCUGCACCAACUGAACCAACUGCGCCAACAGACAAGUCUGCACCAACAGACAGGCCUGCACCAACUGAACCAACUUCACCCACAGACAAGCCUGCACCAACUGCACCCACAGACAAACCUGCACCAACUGAACCAACUGCGCCAACAGACAAGCCUGCACCAACAGACAAGCCUGCACCAACUGAACCAACUGCACCCGCAGACAAGCCUGCACCAACUGCACCAACAGACAAGCCUGCACCAACUGAACCUACAGACAAUCCUGCACCAACUGAACCCGCAGAAAGUCCUGCACCGACAACCCCCGCAGAAAAGCCUACAGCUACGGAGCCAACAAAACCUAUACCUACAAAGCCAGCAGACAAGCCUGCACCUAUGAAGCCAACGGAGGAACCAGCACCUACAAAGCCAGCAGAUCCUGCACCUACAACGCCAGCAGAACCUGCACCGACAACGCCAGCGGAACCUGCACCGACAAAACCAGCAGAUCCUGCACCUACAACGCCAGCGGAACCUGCACCGACAAAACCAGCAGACGUCGUACCUACAAAGCCAGCAGAUCCUGCACCUACAAAGCCAGCAGACCUGACACCUACGAAGCCAGCAGACCUGACACCUACGAAGCCAGCAGAACCUGCACCGACAAAACCAGCAGACGUCGUACCUACAACGCCAGCAGAUCCUGCACCUACAAAGCCAGCGGAACCUGCACCGACAAAACCAGCAGACGUCGUGCCUACAACGCCAGCAGAUCCUGCACCUACAAAGCCAGCAGAACCUGCACCUACAAAACCAGCAGAACCUGUACCUACAACGCCAGCAGAACUCUUACCUACGAAGCCAGCAGAACCUGCACCUACAAAAUCAAUGGAUGAACCAGCGCCUACGAAACCAGCAGAAGCAGUACCUACAAAACCAAUGCAGGACCCAGCACCUACAAAGCCAGCAGAACUUCAACCAGCACCUACAAAGCCAGUACAACCGACGCCUACAGAGCCAACAGAGGAACCUGCACCUACAAAGCCAACGGAACCAGCACCUACAAAGCCAACAGAAAUUCAACCAGCACCCACAAACCCAGCAGAACCUGCGCCUAUAAAGCCAACAGAGGCACCUGCGCCUACAAAGCCAACAGAGGCACCUGCACCUACAAAGCCAACAGAAAUUCAACCGAAAAAGCCAGUAGAACCUGUACCUGCAAAGCCAAUAGAGGAGCCCGUUUCUUCAAAGCCAGCAGAAACAGCGCCUACGAAGCCCGGAGAACAUGCACCUACAAAACCAGCAGAAUCAGCACCUACAGAGCCAGCAAAACCUGAAAUUACAAAGCCAACAGAACCAGAACCAAAACCUGUACCUUCAAAGCCAACAGAGGAACCAGAAUCCACGAAGCCAGUAGAAGAACCUGCACCUACAAGGCCAAAAGAGGAACCUGUGCCCAAAACGCCAACGGAACCCGCACCUACAAAACCAGCAGAAGCUGUACCUACAAAGCCAGCAGAACCUGUACCUACAAAGCCAGCAGAACCGGCGCCUACAAAACCAGCAGAAGUAGCGCCCACAAAGCCAUCAGAACCUGUACCUACAAGGCCAGCAGAACCGGCACCUGCAAAACCAAAAGAGGAACCUACACCUUCAAAGCCAUCAGAACCAGCGCCUACAAAGCCAGCAGAAGCCGCACCUUCAAAGCCAGCAGAUCUCGCACCUACAAAGCCAGCAGAUCUCGCACCUACAAAGCCAGUAGAAAAACCUGCACCAUCAAAGCCAGCAGAACAAGCACCUACAAAACUAGCAGAACCUGUCCCUACAAGGCCAGCAGAACCGCCUGCACCUAGGAAGCCAACGGAGGAACCAGCACCCACAAAGCCAGCAGAACUCACACCUACAAAGCCAGCAGAAAUUGAACCAGCAUCUACAAGGCCAAAAGAAGAACCAACACCUACAAGGCCAAAAGAAGAACCAGCACCUACAAAGCCAGCAGAAAUCGCAACUACAAAGCCAACAGAACCUGUACCGACAAAGCCAGCAGAACUCGCACCUACAAAGCCAGCAGAACCGACACCUACAAAGCCAAAAGAAAAACCAAUACCUACAAAGCCAAAAGAAGAAUAUGCACCUUCAAAACCAACUGGGGAACCUACAAAACCCAAGGAUGAACCUGCGCCAACAAAACCAAACAAAGAACCAGCUUCUGUAAAACCACCAGAAGAAGCUGCUCCUGCAAAACCCAAGAGGCAACCAUCCCCUGCAAAACAACCUGCCUUCAUUGCUCCUUUCGAAGCACCACCUCCCAUAGAGCCCCGGACCCAAUCUGUUCCCUACAAACAUAAGAAAGAACCCGCCAAACAGGAAAAGCCUCAGCAAAGUAAACCCAAACAGGAACCUGCACCUGCUACACCAAAAGAGGAACCUAAACCUGUAGAAAAAGCUGCUCCUUCAAAACCAAAAGAGGAGAUUGUUCCCACGAAACCCAGAGAUGAGCCUGUUCCUUCCAAACGUGUGACAGAGCCUGCUCCCGCAAAAGUGGAAGAACCUCAGCAAAGGAAACCCAAACAGGAACGGAAAAAGGAACCUGCACCUGCUAAACCAAAGGAGGAGCCUCAGCAAACUAAACCUGUAGAAAAAGCUGCUCCUUCAAAACCAAAAGAGGAACCUAAACCUGUAGAAAAAGCUGCUCCUUCAAAACCAAAAGAGGAGAUUGUUUCCCCAAAACCAAGAGAUGAGCCUGUCCCUUCCAAACGUGUGACAGAACCUGCUCCCGCAAAAGUGGAAGAACCUCAGCAAAGGAAACCCAAGAUAGAACCCACUCCAACAAAACCUAAAGAAGAACGUGUACCAGCUAAAAGCAAGGAAGAACCGGCUCCAGCACAACCACAGCCUCGAGAAACCAAGCCAAAAGAACCUGCUCGUGCAAAACCGAAGGAAGAGAUUGCCCCCACUAGACCAAUGACACAACCACAAGAAAAACCCAAAGUGGAAAAACAACAACCCAAAGCAACAGAAAUGCCAUCUACCAAACCCCAAAAAGAAGUUACACCCAGUGCGAAGGAUACGCCUUCUCUCGGUAAACCCAUUGAGAAGAAAUCGCAAACCAGAGCAGAACCUGCACCUGUUCAACCAAAGUCUCAAGAAACCAAACCCGAGGUUAUCACUCCAAGACAGUCUGAAGUUUCGUCCAACAAGCUGGUCAACAACCCGAACAAACCACAGAGAGCUAAAGAGAUACCUUCUCAACAGACAAGACCUAAACAAGAACCAGAGAUGCCACAAGAGACGAACCUGGAUGAUAUUGCUUUUACACCCAGGCCAAAACAAGAAAAGCAAAAAGAGAUAGUCCAAGAACCAGUGAAGAAAGAAAUACCGAAGCAGCAGGAAACAAAACAACAAAAACCCAAGGCACCUGUGGAAGAGGAGAACACGAGGAUACUACCGAAGAGUAUUGAGCUGGCGUAUUGGAUACUGGACAGAGAACGUGACAAAGCUGAAGCGGCAGCUAAACCUGACACUUCUCAGCCAACAGAGCAGAAAGAAAAGCACGCUUCAGAGCAGAUGGAAAAGGCAAAGGCCAAGCAGCCCACUGCAAAGAAAGAGAAGCCAGUUGAGCAGCAGCAAACUCAGUGGGAACCCGACAGGAAAAAAUGGGAGGAGCUUCUCACUCCAGAGCCCAAGGCGACUCAGGCCGAGAAAAAGGCUACAGGACCAACGAAAGUUACAAAAACCGAACCCAAGGUGACAGUGACACCUCCAACACCACAAGAAGCCAGUAAAUCCGAACCCAAGUACCCAGCGGUGGUCCCUAAGGACAUAGAGUCAGCGGUCACACGUGAGGUUGCACCUGAAAAAGAAGUCCGCCCUAAACCUACGCAGUGCUUCGAACCUGCAGGUCCUACCAUGGAACGCAAGGACAUGGGCUCGGCUACGUUUGAUCCACACGAGCUGAAGAAGGCCAACACCAGAGCAAGGAAGAAAUCAGAGGAGAUCGAAGAAAAAUCCAUAGAAGAUGGUCCAGAAGAAGUCAAGUAUGCCACGAUUGACAGGCGCGAACAGAAGAGGAUGAUGAAGAAGCAAGAAGAGCCAGACGACAACGAGAAGGAAAACGUGGCAGAAACAUCAACAUGGCCUCGCAACAAGGAAAAGAAGAACAAAAUGGCAACGGUGCAACCAAUCCAACAAGAAGACAAGCCAGAAAAAAAGCCGUAUACCAGGGACACACAGCUGAACCAACUGAAAAAGAAACUCGAGGAGACUGAACACAAACUGUCCGUGUCUGAAGAUCCUAUUCCUGACAACAAAGCUACAGUCAACAUGGACGCCCUGAAGAUUCACCUGGCCACAGCUGGAAACAAUGUGUAUCUAUUGGCAUUACCCAGCACUCUACCGCGCGCCAAGAAGCCCAAAAUGGUGGACGACAUCAAAACCUGGGAAGAACCGACCACUCUACCUCGGAUGAAGAAGAGGGAGAAGAAAGCAGACGAACCCGUGUGGAUAAAGUCCGAGGAUAAACCGAAGAAGUCCGUUUCCAUCAGCAACACUAUCCACGUGCAGAACGGUCCAGCGAAGUCCAUGAGGAGACCUGAGCCACAGAUACAUGCCCAGUCUACGCCAAACGUCAGUCAACUGCCAAAGCAACAGUUUAGCCAAAGCACCCUUCCACGACCGUCUAAAACUCUCACAGACGAAGAAAGGAAGGAACGAAAGUCGAGGCUGGCGUCGGAAAACACCUGUUUCGUGUGCUCAAAGCCGUUCGAUUCCCCCGAUGAUAUGAUCUGCGUGAACAGCCUAUACUGUCACAAGACAUGCUACGACAGGGUCAAGAAACCGAAGAAAGUCCCGCCAGUUCUGACAAUAACAAGAAAGCCACUGGCUUCGUCACCAGUCAACAGUCCAACAUCGUUCCGGGAUCCGUUCAGUCCACCCCCAACAUCGCCGAUGAGCCUGCCGCCGACCACUCCCGUCUCCCCGUUUCCAGAUGCGAAGAGCCCCGGAGCGCUGUCAUACGCUGCCUCCAUCUGGAGUAGUGCGGAAGCAACCACUUGCUAUGUAUGCCAUCAAGUCAUCGAGGGAAAACGCGCUAUAAGAGUCUUCGACCAUCACGUGUGUGAGGAUCACUUCGAAUGCUACAUGUGCUACAUCAAGUUCACUCCCAAGAGCAAGUUCUUCAAGCUGGACUCCCGCCCUGUUUGUCGAAAGUGCUUCCUCUCCCUGCCAAGAGAGGUGACCAAUCGUCCCAAGAAGCCAUCCUUUGCUAGCUCACUCUUCGGUAACUGUAUUCAGGACGAGGACGAAAAAGAGACGAAGAAGAAGAAGCGAUCCAGCAAUACAACCAGUCCCAAGACACCUCCGGGGAGUCCCAAGAAGUCGAACAAACAGAGGUCUCGAAGUCCGCCCGGAAGUCCCCAACGAAACCGACCUAGCCCCGGCAGUCCCAGAAGAAGUCCUGGAAGUCCCGGAAGAGCCGUUCCUGGAAGUUCAGGACGGGCGGCUCCUGGGAGUCCCGGAAGAGCUGUUCCUGGAAGUCUAGGGCGAGCACCUCCUGGGAGUCCUGGAAGAGCACCUCCUGGAAGUCCUGGAAGAGCGGCUCCCGGAAGUCCCGGAAGAAGAGUGCCUCCUGGUAGUCCCGGAAGAAUGUCACCUGAAGGUACAAGGAGGAUGUCUCCUAACGGUCCAGGAGGAACGGGUCCAAGAAGCCCCGGAGGAAUGUCUCCAGGGAGCCCCCGAAGAAUGGGUUCCUUGCCAAGAGGGCAGCAAAAUCCGAUUCCAGCAGGCUCCGGAAACAAGGACUUUAGUCUUUAAGCAAAGGCGUCCUUAUUUCAGAUUCUAGUUAGUGUCAGGAAUUUGCAUUCAGACUCCAAAAACGUCUAGGAAGAAACGAAAACAUAUUGAUAAUGUUAGAGAUGAUCGUCAUUAUUUAAGGCUAUUUAUGGUAUUUAUGGAAAGUGUUUAAAAAGAAAGGCACAUGUAUGGUAGAAUGGUAUAUGGACUGAUAUUAUCAUCCUGUAUGGAAGAAACGUAGGGAUGUAUGGUAUGCAUUAUUUAAGAAAAGAUGAAAAAGCGAUGUAAAAAAAGAGAAAAGUAGAGACAAAAUCUUGAGUAAGUUAGUAAGGCUAUACAUGCAUAGAGAUAAGUUCUUUGGGAUGAG